Lathyrus sativus (Indian pea) is the source of this 1278-nucleotide messenger RNA. The record is from the annotation of a GenBank genome assembly. Lineage: Eukaryota; Viridiplantae; Streptophyta; Magnoliopsida; Fabales; Fabaceae.
AUGGGUAAUAAACUCGGGAGGAGGAGACAAGUGGUGGAUGAAAAAUAUACACGGCCGCAAGGAUUGUAUAAUCAUAAGGAUGUUGAUCAGAAGAAGCUGAGGAAGCUAAUUCUUGAAUCAAAGCUUGCACCUUGCUUUCCUGGAGAUGAAGAAACUGCAUGCGAUCGUGAAGAGUGCCCAAUUUGCUUUCUGUAUUAUCCAAGUCUAAACCGAUCAAGAUGUUGCACAAAAAGCAUUUGUACAGAGUGCUUUUUGCAGAUGAAAGUUCCAAAUUCAACUCGGCCUACACAAUGUCCCUUUUGUAAAACGGCAAAUUAUGCUGUGGAGUAUCGUGGUGUAAAAUCAAAAGAGGAGAAGGGAUUGGAACAAAUAGAGGAGCAGCGUGUUAUUGAAGCAAAAAUUAGGAUGCGGCAGCAGGAACUUCAGGAUGAAGAGGAAAGAAUGCAUAAAAGACUAGAAGUAAGCUCUUCAAAUGUAAAUGUGGCUGUUGCAGAUGUCGAAUACAAUUCAAAUGCAGUGGCGGAAUCUUCAAUGUCUGCCGUUGAACACGAUGAAAUCGUCUCUUCUCAAGACUCGUGUGCCACACCAAUGGUUAGACCACCUCCUGCCACUAGGGCCAAUAGAGAUGAUGAAUUUGAUGUUGAUCUUGAAGACAUUAUGGUCAUGGAAGCAAUCUGGCUUUCUAUUCAGGAGAAUGGAAGGCAGCGAAAUUCACCUUUUACUGAUGCUACUUCUGGUCACUACGUAACCGAUGAUCGCUAUGCUUCAUCUCCCAUGGUUCAACAGACAGGAUCAUCCUCUUCCCCGUCGGGGGGUCUCGCUAGUGCCAUUGCAGCUCUUGCUGAGCGUCAGCAAAUGUCCGGGGAAUCAUCUGUAAGCUCCAACAACGAAAGUACACCAUCGUUCAACAUGCCACCGGGCUCCAGGAGGUUUUAUAACAGGCUUGGUAGAGAUAUGGUUAGUUAUUCACCCACAGAAAACCUGAAUGAGGUGCCACCAGAUGAUGCCAUGGCAAUGUCUAGGAGUCAUGGUCAAUGGAGCAUAGAUCAUGGAUCACAGGUAGCUGAAACGGCAACUAGCUAUACAAACUCUGUUGAAGUAGAAGAUCGUGGCGAACUGUCGUCUAUGUCACAACCUAAUGACAUUGAUGAAAGCCUUCAAAGUGCCACCGACCCCAUUGUUCCCGAGAGUUUUGAGGAGCAAAUGAUGCUGGCUAUGGCUGUCUCUCUGGCCGAAGCUCGAGCCAUGCCGAGUGGACAUAGUGCUUCAUGGCAAUAG